CGACCCGUGGUUCACUUCGAGAAGAAUUAAGCGACAUUCGCGAUCAGCGGAGGGUUGUCGUAGGUCAUCCGCGCGGAUCACGGGGAAGGGAACUCGCGAGGUCGCCGCGAGCACCCCGGCGUGAGCGAUGGUCAGCGAAAACACGCCUCCCGAUGAGGGCCAGAAGAAAGACGAAUCGGUGAAGCCCGCGGACGGCGCGAAGAAGAAGGACGAGAAGAAGGUGGUCGAACUUUCGGAAGAGGACUUGCAAAUAAAGGAAAACCUCGAGCUUCUGGUGGAGAGGACCGCGGACAAGAAGGCUGGCGUCGCGAAGCUAGCGAUGGAGACGAUGAGGAGCGAGAUCAAGUCCGCGACGAGCUCGAUGACGAGCGUCCCGAAGCCGCUCAAGUUCCUUCGCCCGCACCUUGCCAAGCUCAAGGAAACCUUCGCGAGUCUGAAGGAGGGCGACAACAAGAAGCUGCUCGCAGACAUCAUCUCUCUGCUGACGAUGACCGACGCCCCCGUCGAGGACGUCAUGCCCGAAUCCCUCAAGUAUCGUCUCGUCGGAUCCGGCGAGGACAUCGGAACAUGGGGUCACGAGUACGUCCGCAACUUGGCUGCCGAGGUUGGAACCGAGUACCACCGUCGAUCAGACUUAGCUGCGAAGGAUGGCAAAGACGCGGAAGUCGAGGAUCUAAUGUCGCUCGUGCGCGACAUCGUGCCGUUUCACAUGAAGCAUAACGCGGAACCGGAAGCUGUGGACCUCCUGAUCGAGGUCGAGAAUCUCAGUCUCCUCCCCGAGCACGUCAAUGAAACCAACUACGGCAGGACCUGCUUAUACCUGUUCAGCUGUUCGAACUACCUACCCGAGCCCGAAGACUCGGAAGUGCUCAAGGUCGCGCACGAAGUCUUCAUGAAGGUGGGCAAGUUCACCGACGCGAUGCGCGUCGCGAUGAAGCUCGGACUCCAGGAGACGAUGGAGCAGACUUUCGUUGCGACGACGGACAAACAGGAAAAGCGGCAGCUCUGCCACAUGCUCGCGAGGCACGGACACCCACUCAGGCUCGACGAGGGCCCAUGUGAGAUCACCGACGAAGACGAGCUCGAGGAGCUUCAGAACAUCAUGAGCAACUCGAACCUCAGCGGGAACUAUUUGACGCUCGCGCGAGACCUCGACGUCAUGGAAGCGAAGACGCCCGAAGACAUUUACAAGACGCACCUGAUGGAAGGCCGCGCUCCAGCCGGGGCUGCCGUAGAUAGCGCCCGCGCGAACUUGGCCGCCACUUUCGUGAACGCGUUCGUGAACGCGGGGUUCGGACAAGACAAGCUGCUCACCGUUCCGGAGGGGGACGGCGCCGCCGCAGAGGGCGAGGGUGCGGCCGCGGGUGCUGGUUCCAACGUGAGCUGGAUCUUCAAGAACAAAGAUCAUGGCAAGAUGUCUGCCGCUGCGAGUCUCGGAUCCAUCUUGAUGUGGGACGUGGAGGACGGUCUUCCCCGCGUGGACAACUACUUGUACAGCAUGGAGCACCAGGUUGUCGCGGGCGGUCUCCUCGCGGUUGGCUUGAUCAACGUCAAUGUGCGCAACGACUGCGAUCCCGCGUACGGUCUGCUCUACGAGAGCGUCAACAAAGAGAACGCGUCCGUCCGUAUUGGUGCGAUCAUGGGUCUUGGGUUGGCGUACGCGGGAUGCCAGAAGGAAGAGGUGCAAGAGCUGCUCGUUCCUAUCAUCACGGACGACUCCACCCCGCUCGACGUCGCGGCUUUCGCCGCGCUGUCUCUUGGGUUGGUGUUCGUCGGCACGUGCCACGAAGAGUGCGUGCAAGCGAUUGUGCAGGCGCUGAUGCUUCGACCGGAGAAGGAUCUCGAAGAUCCUUUCGCGCACUUCCUCUGCCUCGGCCUCGGCCUCCUCUUCCUUCAGCGACAAGCCGAAGUCGAGGCGACGCUCGAAGUCGCGAAGACGCUGUGCCCGCGCAUCAGCGAGUUCCUCCAGGUGACCCUCGAGGUGUGCGCGUACACAGGCAGCGGUAACGUUCUCAAAGUGCAAGCGAUGCUCGCGCGCUGCGGAGAACACCCUGAUAUUGAAGCAGAUGAGACAACGAACGAAGGCGGGGAAGGUGGUGACGGUGAGGGAGAGGCUCGGGAGUGGCUCGCGGAUCCUCAGUCCAUCGCCGCUUUGGGAGUGGCGCUGAUCGCGUCGGGGGAGGAACUCGGCUGCGACAUGGCCGUGCGGGCAUACGACCACUUGAUCCAGUACGGCGACGCAGCCGUCCGCAAAGCCGCGCCGGUGGGAUUAGCGCUUCUACACAUCUCAAACCCUACGCUGAACGUGACUGAUGUCCUCGGACGCCUCAGCCACGACAGCAACGAGGAAGUCGCGCAAGCUGCUACCUUCGCUCUCGGGAUCGUGGGCGCCGGUACGAACAACGCGCGGCUCGCGACUCAACUCCGUCAGCUGUCGAGCUACUACUACAAGGAUCCGUCCCUGAUCUUCCUCGUGCGCGUGGCUCAGGGUCUCGUGCAUCUCGGAAAAGGUCUGCUCACGCUUUCGCCUUCGCACUCGGACCGUUCGCUGCACUCGAACGUCGCUUGGGCAGGACUGAUGACUGUCGCUUUCUCCAUGCUCGACAUGAAGCACACGAUUCUUGGCAAGCACCAUUACAUGCUCUAUUACCUGUUCGUAGCCGCCCAGCCUCGCAUGCUCAUGACCGUGGAUGAAGAGGGCAAGCCGCUUCCAAUUUCUGUGCGUGUUGGUCAGGCAGUGGAUGUCGUCGGACAAGCGGGGAAACCAAAGACCAUCACGGGUUUCCAGACCCACACCACGCCGGUGUUGCUCUCCACGGGCGACAGAGCUGAGCUCGCUACUGGGAAGUUCAUCCCGCUCACGCCGGUCCUUGAGGGUGUCGUGAUUUUGAAACCCAAUCCGGACUGGAUUGAGGAGGACGAGGCGCCUUAGAGAGUUGUGUUGGGGUAGAAAAUGAAUGAAAAACCGUUUCAACGAU
Micromonas pusilla CCMP1545 is the source of this 2978-nucleotide messenger RNA. RefSeq lists its product as uncharacterized. Lineage: Eukaryota; Viridiplantae; Chlorophyta; Mamiellophyceae; Mamiellales; Mamiellaceae. Gene Ontology annotation, biological process: regulation of protein catabolic process; proteasome-mediated ubiquitin-dependent protein catabolic process. Gene Ontology annotation, molecular function: enzyme regulator activity. The record is from RefSeq and is a predicted model, not a curated record. The transcript is spliced from 3 exons. Bases 128 to 2932 code for a protein of 934 amino acids. Gene Ontology annotation, cellular component: nucleus; proteasome complex; proteasome storage granule.